Raphanus sativus (radish) is the source of this 1046-nucleotide messenger RNA. Its product is annotated as phosphoglucan phosphatase LSF2, chloroplastic. Gene Ontology annotation, biological process: protein dephosphorylation; starch catabolic process. Gene Ontology annotation, cellular component: chloroplast. Gene Ontology annotation, molecular function: starch binding; protein tyrosine/serine/threonine phosphatase activity; carbohydrate phosphatase activity. The transcript is spliced from 4 exons. Bases 96 to 932 code for a protein of 278 amino acids. The record is from RefSeq and is a predicted model, not a curated record. Lineage: Eukaryota; Viridiplantae; Streptophyta; Magnoliopsida; Brassicales; Brassicaceae.
CGUGAUAUUCCGCUGCAGAUACCAAUGUCGCAUCACAGUCACAGAGAAGAAGAACAAGUGAUAGAGAGUGAGUGAGUGAGUGAGAGAAGGAAACGAUGAGCGUCGUCGGAAGCAAGAGCUCUAUUUUCUCCCUGACGAGUCACUUCCGAGAAAUUGAAAAGUCUUCCCGGCACAAACCAUCGAUCGAUCCAAGAAGAUUCCCCAGAAAUCUGGGAGUUUCCUGCAAAAUCUCAGGGAACGGAGCCGAGGAGAAGAAUGGGGUCUCUCUCAGUUCCAAGAACAAGAUGGAAGAUUACAAUACAGCUAUGAAGAGACUGAUGAGGAGCCCAUAUGAGUAUCAUCAUGAUCUCGGCAUGAAUUAUAGAUUGAUAAGAGAGGAACUGAUCGUUGGGUCGCAGCCACAGAAGCCAGAGGACAUAGAUCACUUGAGACAAGAAGAGAAUGUUGCUUACAUACUUAACUUGCAACAAGACAAGGACAUCGAGUAUUGGGGAAUCGAUCUUGACUCCAUUGUCAAAAGAUGUAAAGAGCUCGGAAUCCGUCACAUGAGAAGACCCGCUAAAGACUUUGAUCCGCUGUCGUUAAGAAGCCAGCUUCCGAAAGCUGUGUCUUCUCUGGAAUGGGCGGUGUCAGAAGGUAAAGGGAGAGUUUACGUGCAUUGCACAGCCGGAUUGGGAAGAGCUCCUGCGGUUUCUAUUGCUUAUAUGUAUUGGUUCUGUGACAUGAACCUGAACACGGCUUAUGACGCAUUGGUGUCAAAGCGUCCAUGUGGGCCUAACAAAGGAGCUAUACGUGGGGCUACAUAUGAUCUGGCCAAGAACGAUCCGUGGAAAGAGCCCUUUGAGAAUCUCCCUGAGAACGCAUUCGAGGAUGUUGCGGACUGGGAAAGGAAGUUGAUUCAAGAACGUGUUCGGGCCCUCCGUGGUACCUGAAGAUCUGUAGAGCUUGUGUGUAAUGGUUUCGGGAUAAGAAAAUAUACUUUUUUGUAUAUUGUAAAGCUCUACUUAUGACUGUACUUGCUAGUUAAAAUACCUUGUUGUCAUGAA